Molecule: messenger RNA, 717 nt
Organism: Penicillium expansum
Lineage: Eukaryota; Fungi; Ascomycota; Eurotiomycetes; Eurotiales; Aspergillaceae
Product: gamma-glutamylcyclotransferase family protein
Exons: 1
Coding region: 1-717 (238 amino acids)
Molecular function (GO): gamma-glutamylcyclotransferase activity
Source: RefSeq, a predicted model, not a curated record
AUGCGUGCCGACCCAACCACCCUCCAACCAACAGAAAGACACACCCAAGUCCCAAUCCCCUCAAUCACAAAACUACUUCAAUACCCAAAAUACCUCUACUUCGCCUAUGGCUCCAACCUCUCCCCCUCCCAAAUGAAAACCCGCUGUCGCAUAAACCCCACCCACUCCGCCACCCCACUAGCAAUCGCAACCCUCCCGCAAUGGCGCUGGUUAAUCUGCGAAGCGGGCUACGCAAAUGUCCUCCCACCACCUGGUCUGCGCGUCGCGAAUCAAGACUCCGAGAUCGCGCAUAAGAUCCCUGUCUCCGGGUCUGAGGACGCGGUCUACGGCGUUCUUUACCAGAUGGAUCUUGGCGAUGAGGGGAUUCUAGAUGGUUACGAGGGCGUUGAUACAUCUGCUGCGGAUGCGGGGGCCGGGGAUGGUGUGCCCAUUUCUGUGAGGCCCCGGGUGCAGGGAGAUGGAUCUUAUAAUAAGUGGUUUGUUGAGGCGGAUGUUGUGACGUGGUUAGAUGGGGCGGAGGGGGUUAGGGCGGGGCUUGAAGACGGGGAGGGGAAGGUGCCGGUUUUGGUUUAUGUUGACGAGAACUGCGUUAGGCUUGCUGGGCCCAAGUUUGAGUAUAUUGCAAGGAUGAAUCGGGCUAUUCGGGAGUCUGUGGAUUUGGGGGUUCCUGCGGGAUGGGUGGAGGAGGUUAUGAGGAAGUUCAUUCCUAAGGAGUGA